GCUUUCAAGUUUUAAUAAUCAAUUCUUCUUCAAUUUCAAGAGAAAUUUUCCUUUUUGGGAUUAAAGCCGUCAUCUGGGUUCGUCUAAAAGCAAACAAAUUGAUUGAGUUUUCGGGUUGAUUUUUGUUCUGGUUAUGGCUGCAUUGGCACCUGGGGUUCUUCUGAAGCUCCUAGAUGGAAUGAGUACUGGGGUCAAGCCCACCGGCGAGCACCGGAGCUCACUUUUGCAGGUGACUGACAUUGUGCCGGCGGAGCUUGAUGACAAGAAUCUCUGGCCUAAACAGGGCUUCUACAUCAAGGUUUCGGAUUCGUCGCAUUCGAUUUACGUUAGUCUUCCUUCUGAUCAAAAUGAUUUUGUUUUAAGCAACAAAAUGCAGUUGGGUCAAUUCAUUUAUGUCGACAGAUUGGAGCCAGGGUCUCCGGUCCCUGUUGUUCAUGGCGCCAAACCGCUACCCGGCCGGCAUCCCUUGGUGGGAACCCCGGAGCCAUUGAUGGGUCUUAGAGGAAAGGGAGAGAAACAGGAUCCAAAGCCCUCGGGUCAUAGAAGAGGGUCUUGGGAAACAGGGCAGAAUGGUGUUUCCUCUCCCAUGGUUUUGAAGCCUAUGCCGUUGGAUUUUGAUCAGUGUACGCCGGUGAAAGGGCAGGCUAGUUCGGUGAGAACUCCGAUGAUGUCUCCGAUGAGAAGAAGGAUGUUGAAGGAUGGCAGUGCCGGAGUGGGUAUCAGGGGUUCUUUGGGUGGUGGACUUUUGGCAAAAAUGAUAGAAACAAAAGGAGAGAGUCCUGCUAUGCUUAGGAAAAGCUGUUUUGUGUCUUCUGCUUCAAAAUUUCCGAGAAGCCAAAGUGUCUGUGAACGAGAGCCUAAAAUCUCAAUUAGCCCUCUUAACUCAUCUGAAAAGAAGAACGCUACCCCACCUCCGACCUUGAGGAGGGGAAGGGCAGCAGCAGCCACUGCAGUUGUAGCACAGGAUACCUCCCUUAAUAUGGGUGGAGAUGUGCAGAAAAACAUCAACACAAGAGUGACUACACAAUCCCAAUCUCAGUCUGGUAACUCAGCCUCUGAUAACAUUGAUAAUCCAUCCAUGAAUUUACCUGGAAAGCUUAGCAUUUUGGGCAAGGAAGCUGUGCAGCUACGAGAGAAUGCACAGAAAAUUGCCCUUCAAGCACUAAGGGAUGCUUCCGCCACUGAAACCUUAGUUCGCUCUCUGAAGAAAUUUUCCACCUUAACCAAAUCGGCAAAAGCAGACACUCCAGCAGCCUGUUUUGAUCGGUUCUUGGAGUUCCACGUCCAAAUUGUUCAGGCAGUCAAUGACAUGCAGUCCAUCCAAGCAGCUACUUCAGCUAUUGAAGCGGCAGUAGAGAAGGGAGAAAAAGCACCAGCCAUCUUACAUGAAAUCAUCCCCAAUUCCAUGGACGAAACUUGUUCCUCGGAAUUGAAUUCGUCCAGAAGACGAACCACAUUGUACAAAUCAAUUGCAUCCACGAACACGGGAAGACUUCUAAGAUCAAACUCUAACCCCAAGAAAGGACACUCCGAAACAGUUACAGAGAAUGAUGAAAACAAGAAACCAUCUUCGUCAUCGUCCUGCAGCUUAAGCAACACAAUCAAAUUGGGUAAGCAGAUAGAAUCUGAAGCGGGGAACUGGUUCAUGGGGUUCAUAGAGAAAGCAUUAGAUAAUGGGAUGAAGAAAGCGAAAGGGGCGACGGAUAAUGAUGUUAAGAAAGUUCCACAGUCGCUAAUACUGAAGGUUAUCAAUUGGGUGGAGGUGGAACAGAGUGAUGGUAAUAAGCGGCCGGUUCAUCCCAAGGCAGCACAUAUAGCUAGGAAGCUGAGGAUCAAGAUGAAGAAUCCUUGAACACAGAAUUAGGGAAUUAUAUUUUAUACACUUGUUGCAUUUGGGUUCCAAUCAUGGAAAUUGUGUGCCUUUUGCUACCAUGUAAGGAUGUUCAUGUAAUCUCAUUUCGACUUACUAAUUGCAUGACCUGACGGUGGUUUUCAUUAGUUCUUUAUAAGCAAAUUUUGGUAUGCAUAUGAAUCAUUUUCAAUAAUAAACUUUAAAGUUAUUC
This is a messenger RNA of Rubroshorea leprosula, 2063 nucleotides long. Lineage: Eukaryota; Viridiplantae; Streptophyta; Magnoliopsida; Malvales; Dipterocarpaceae. The record is from the annotation of a GenBank genome assembly.